Molecule: messenger RNA, 1050 nt
Organism: Rotaria sordida
Lineage: Eukaryota; Metazoa; Rotifera; Eurotatoria; Philodinida; Philodinidae
Source: the annotation of a GenBank genome assembly
AUGAGUUUAAACGAAGUUGUUCCGGAAAAAACAAAUGUUUUAUCAACUGAACGACUUUUUCGUGAUGUUCCACAAGGUUUACAAAAUUAUAUGGCAAUUGUAUAUUUAAUUAUUUGGUAUAUUUCAUCAGGUGCUACACUUUUCUCAAAUAAAUAUAUUCUCAGUAGUUUUCAUGGUGAUGUUUUUUCAUUAGGUAUGAAUCAACUUCUUUUAUCAAUUUUAUCUAGUUUUAUACAAAUGCAAAUAAUGAAUAAAAUCUCAACACAAAUACAUAAAAAUUCACCGAAUAUAAAAAAUAUUUUUCAAGAUAUGUUAUAUAUUGGAGCAUUUCGUUGUAUUACAGUUAUAUUAGGUUUAUUAGCACUUAAAUAUAUUGUUGUUUCAUUUGUUGCAACAAUUAAAGCAUCAUCACCAUUAUUUACAGUUAUUAUAAGUAGAAUUAUAACAGGAGAAAAAACAGGUUAUUGGACAAAUUUUUCAAUGAUACCAAUUACAAUUGGUCUUGCUUUAUGCAGUUCAUUUGAAUCAAGUUUUAAUAUUUUGGGUUUUUUAUGUGCUUUAGGAACAAUUUUUUUUGAAUGUUUACAAAAUGUUUAUUCAAAAUUAUUAAUUAGUGGUGAACGUUAUCGUUAUACAGCUGUUGAAUUACAAUUUUGGGCAAGUCUUGUUGCUUCAGUUUUUCAAUUACCUAUACUUUGUUAUAAUGUGGAUAUUUUAUCAGCAAUUAGUUCAACAUCUUCAAUACUUUUCCUAUUAUAUAUUUUUAAUGGUGUAGCAUAUCAUAUUCAAUCAUUUGCUGCUUAUGCUGUUAUGGCUUAUAUAUCACCAAUAACACAUAGUGUUGCUAAUACGGUGAAACGAGCUUUAUUAAUAUGGUUAUCAGUACUUAUUUUUAAAAAUCAAGUGACAUUUCUUAGUGGUUUAGGCACAUUAACAGUUAUAUUUGGUGUUAUACUUUAUAAUGAAGCACGUGAUAUAGAAAAAAAAAUUGGAAUUUCAAAUAAUUCAGUAAAUGAUACUAGUCCAAUAGUUACACGUAGAGGUGUAUAG